Messenger RNA from Penicillium soppii, 936 nucleotides. RefSeq lists its product as uncharacterized. Bases 1 to 936 code for a protein of 311 amino acids. The transcript has a single exon. The record is from RefSeq and is a predicted model, not a curated record. NCBI's taxonomy places the organism in Eukaryota, Fungi, Ascomycota, Eurotiomycetes, Eurotiales, Aspergillaceae.
AUGGAGAUUUGGCAUAAGUCCACCGACACAUGGUUCAACUCCAAAGAUCGGUGUCAACAAUCGGCGAAAGGGAUGUUAGAUCGGUCGGUUUCCAAGUGGAAUGAAUCGGCAGACCAUAUACACCAAGUGAUUCGCAUUCAAACCCCGGACAGAGACGGCCCAACGCGACCGACGCAAAUGCAAGACAAUGGCUCGCCACCAUCAUCCCCGGACUCCGCCCAGUCGCCUCGUUCGUCGACAUCGCGAUUCUACUCGGAGUCAACAGGUCCCUCGCAAACAGAUUCGUCUCCAUCUUCAAGAGCUAUCAAGCCAACAUCACUCAUCGGACCUUCGCUAUCGCCUAUCGUGCAGAUAAGAGCAUUCCACGAAUCCAGUGUUACUGUUAGAUCACUGAUAGAGGCAACCCAAAAACUUCGAGAUGAGAAGAAGCAGAUUCUGGGAGAGAUCGAACUAGAUUGGAUCAACUCGACUAUUGUCGAGGCCGAUCAUGAUGCCAGCGAUUUGUCUACAUUUAUGGCACCAUUCUGGGCCAACCAAUAUAAUGGGACGCAGAUCGACUUUUCAAAUCGAAAGAAAUGGACUCGUCGUGACUAUCAGCGUGCACUGAAGAAAGAGUCUCGCAUGAUUCUGUCGCACAGCAGAGUCAAGACAGUUUUUAGUCACCUCGAGUCACUCCAAACGGAAUUACAGGCCAGCAGUGUUGGGCCCAAGGAUGAAGAAUUUAUCGCUGGGCUUGGUAUUUCGGAACUCGCACUUACAACCAGAGUAGUAUCUGUGGUUGAACUUCCUGGUCAAUCUCCGAUGGUGAGAGAUCAAGUUGGAUCGCCUAUGAUUAUUCCAAAGAUUGUUGUAACACAACAUGAUGAUGAUCUAUCUUCUGUUUAUGAGGGAACUCCUCCCCCAAGCUACGAAUUAAAAGCCCAUGAUGUGAACUGA